Molecule: messenger RNA, 1458 nt
Organism: Scheffersomyces amazonensis
Lineage: Eukaryota; Fungi; Ascomycota; Pichiomycetes; Serinales; Debaryomycetaceae
Product: aldo/keto reductase
Exons: 1
Coding region: 226-1275 (349 amino acids)
Source: RefSeq, a predicted model, not a curated record
ACUACUACUGUAAGUGACAUUUAUUGACCCCAUUUUGUGAGAUACGGCCGGCUCCCCCAAUUCUUCUGUUUCAUUAUGUAAAGUUCGGGUCUCGAUGCGCACCCUAUCCGGACUUGAGUUUAUGUAAAAGCCUCUCUCCUCGAAGCGAGUAUAUAUAGGCUUGAAAAACCCAGGUUUUAGAAUUGGAUCAAUACUUCAUCAAUUGCAAUUGAUUUAAGUUACAUUAUGUCUUCUACUGAAGUUACAAUCCCUUACACAAAAUUAGGUGAUUCUGGUUUAUCUAUUUCAAGAAUUAUCGUAGGAUGUAUGUCUUAUGGUAGUAAGAAAUGGUCACCUUGGGUUCUUGAUGAUGAAGAUGAAAUUAUGGAAAUCUUGAAAAAGUGUUAUGAUCUUGGAAUUAGAACAUUUGAUACUGCUGAUAUGUAUUCCAAUGGUCAAUCGGAAAUCUGGUUAGGUAAAUUUCUUAAGAAAUAUAAUAUUAAGAGAGAUAGAGUUGUUAUCUUAACAAAAUUAUUUAACGUAAUUGAUGAAGAUGAUCCUUCCUUUAAUACUUUCACAGCUUCUGGUCCAGAUUAUGUUAAUUCCAGAGGGUUAUCCAGAAAACAUAUUUUUGAUGCAGUUGAAGCAUCAGUGAAGAGAUUGGGUACUUAUAUUGAUGUCUUACAAAUCCAUAGAUUAGAUCUUAAUACUCCAAAACACGAAAUCAUGAAAGGUUUAAAUGAUGUUGUAUUAGAUGGUAAAGUCAGAUAUCUUGGUGCAUCUUCUAUGAAAGCUGUUGAUUUUGUUCAAUUACAAGCUAUUGCUGACAAGAAUGGUUGGGCUAAAUUUAUUAGUAUGCAAAAUUACUAUAACUUACUUUACCGUGAACAAGAGAAUGAAAUGAAUUAUUUCUGUAACAACAACGUAUUUGGAAAUGUUGGUUUAAUUCCAUGGUCACCAAUUGCUGCCGGUGUGUUAGCUAAACCAGCUAGCGUAACUGCAGAAACCACCCAUCCAAGAACAUCUCCAAUUAUUCAAAUGUUACAUUUAGAUAAGUUGGAUGAAAAUGAUGUUGAAAUAGUUAAUAGAGUUGAAGAAUUAGCCAAGAAACAUGGUGUUAGUAUGGCUAUAAUUGCUACUGCUUGGGUACUUAGUAAGGGUGCACAUCCGAUUGUGGGUCUUAAUUCCAUCAAGAGAGUUGAAGAAGCUGUGCAAGCAACUCAAUUCAAGUUUACUGAUGAAGAAAUUAAGUACUUGGAAGAGCCUUACAAACAUAAAUAUUAUAAAUACUUCUAAAUAUUUUUAAAUAAUAAACAAUUGUGUGAGUAAAGUUAAUAGAAACUUUGUAUGUAACAAACUCUAAUCUCUUGUCAUUUUUUUUCUCAUUUGUCGCGACGACAGAAACAAAGCGCGACAAACAAACUAGUCUAUUUAUACCUUUAAGCAAUAGCUUCUUCAGGUACUCUUAACUUUUAAUAA